GCGGUACAGACGCGCACGCACGACUCUCAUCUCGCAGCAUUUCUCAUUUUCCCCCCCACGGCCCGCAUUCAUGUCGUCCGAUCUCGUUCUCCCUGGUCAGCCUAUUCCUCUCCCCCGCGGCCCCGUCCCACAGCUCGGGAGCGGCAUCUAUUCUAGGGAUGGCAAUAUCAGAGCAAGCCUCGUUGGCAUCCCGGGCUACGAAGGAUCUACUUUGUCAAUAUCGCGUACACGACCGCAUGCACCCUCUUCGAACUCUAUCGUGCUCGGUUCAAUAACGCGGCUUUCGCCCCAGCAAGCCACACUCUCUAUAUCCGUCGUUGAUGGUGUACCCUUGCCUCCAGGCGAAGAAUUCACAGGAGUGAUCCGUGUACAAGACGUCAGGGCAACCGAAAAGGAUAGGGUGAAGAUUGCUGACUGCUUCCGGGGCGGCGAUGUCGUGAAAGGGCUUGUCAUAUCAUUGGGUGAUGCACGUAGCUACUAUGUGACGACUGCUCGCAAUGAUCUAGGCGUUAUCUUCGCGACUAGUGAAUCAGGUGCAACCAUGGAGCCCGUCUCGUGGCAGGAAAUGCGGUGUCCACGGACAGGGAGGAUCGAAAAACGCAAGUGCGCUAAACCAGAGGGUCUGUAGACUUAGUCACAUCAGCAGUUGCAGACAUGCCAUCUUGUCCUCUGAGCAGCAUGUAUCAUACGCUUGUAUCGAUGUUUUUGUAGCACCCAUGUCCCUAGUAGUAGUCUCCUCCAGCGAGUAUCAAUGUGGGUGGACCUUGAA
This is a messenger RNA of Rhodofomes roseus, 769 nucleotides long. RefSeq lists its product as uncharacterized. The coding region runs from base 71 to 628 and encodes 185 amino acids. Gene Ontology annotation, molecular function: RNA binding. Gene Ontology annotation, biological process: RNA processing. The record is from RefSeq and is a predicted model, not a curated record. The transcript has 4 exons. Gene Ontology annotation, cellular component: cytoplasm; nuclear exosome (RNase complex). Lineage: Eukaryota; Fungi; Basidiomycota; Agaricomycetes; Polyporales; Fomitopsidaceae.